Messenger RNA from Manihot esculenta (cassava), 1910 nucleotides. RefSeq names its product aldehyde oxidase GLOX1. The transcript has a single exon. Lineage: Eukaryota; Viridiplantae; Streptophyta; Magnoliopsida; Malpighiales; Euphorbiaceae. The record is from RefSeq and is a predicted model, not a curated record. Bases 16 to 1731 code for a protein of 571 amino acids.
UUUUAAUGCUACUUAAUGGUUUUUGAUUUUCAAGUCAAUAUAACUAGUUGGCCUACUGCUCAUGAUAAUAAUACCAGAGCAGCCAUGGAAACAAGAAGCUUGUUAUUGCUGCUCUUCGCAUUCACUUCCCUCUUCAUUUCAGCAAUUGGAGGGAAAUUAUACCAAGGAAGAUGGAAGAUGUUGAAGAGAAGCAUUGGAAUUUCAGCAAUGCACAUGCAAUUGUUACCCAACGAUAAGAUUAUUAUGUUUGAUCGGACAAACUUUGGUCCAUCAAAUCUUUCUCUACCGGAGGGCAAGUGCAUGAGCCAAUCACAAGACGCUGAUUGCUUUUGUCAUUCUGUGGAGUUUGAUUCUAUCAAUAGAAAUAUUCGACCGCUCACCAUUCUCACUGAUACAUGGUGCUCUUCAGGGGCAAUAUCAGAAGAUGGUGUGCUAGUGCAGAGUGGUGGAUAUAGGCUAGGAGAACGAGUUGUUAGGUCCUUGAAGCCCUGCGCAGAUUGUGACUGGGUAGAGGAUACACAUGGUCUAAUUUCGCCUAGAUGGUAUGCUUCAAAUCAAGUUUUACCUGACGGGAAUAAGUUCAUUGUUGUUGGGGGGAGAUAUCAAUUCAAUUACGAGUUCAUCCCCAAAAGCUCUAUUUCUGAUGAAACUCUUUACCAACUUCCUUUUCUGAAAGAAACCAGAUAUUCUCCCCUGAUUCCAAACAAUCUCUACCCUUUCCUACACCUUUCUCCUGAUGGAAAUCUCUUCAUUUUCGCCAAUGACCGAGCAAUUCUACUUGACUAUGUCAACAACAAAGUGGUUAAAAACUAUCCUGUCAUGCCUGGAGGCAUUUCGCGCAACUACCCGAGCACUGGCUCCUCAGUUUUGCUUCCUCUUAAACUCCACAGCAAUUUUAGCGUAACCCCAAAAGCAGAAGUCUUUAUUUGCGGUGGGACAUUGCCAGAUUCAAACCAGAAGGCGGAUGCAGGAGAAUUUAUUGCUGCAUCAAAAUCCUGCGGUCGGUUAGUAAUAACCAACGUGAAUCCUAUCUGGGAAAUGGAGGAAAUGCCUAUCAAUAGAGUGAUGGGUGACAUGAUAAUCUUGCCGACAGGUGAUGUGCUCAUAAUAAAUGGUGCUGCUAAAGGAACUGGUGGCUGGAAUGCUGCAAGAGAACCAGUGCUAAACCCACUCCUCUACAGGCACAAUGCACCUACGGAUGGUAACAUUAGCAGGUUUGAGAUCAUGAGUCCGUCUACCAUUCCACGUCUCUAUCAUUCAACUGCCCAUUUGCUAUCAGAUGGUCGAGUCUUGGUCGGCGGCAGCAAUCCUAAUAGGAACUACAACUUCACUGCACUCUAUCCGACAGAACUAAGCCUCGAAGCGUUUUAUCCACCAUAUCUCACUUCAAACACUUCCAGGCCAUCAAUCACUGCAGUAGAUCCAGGGGCGAGUCUUGGUUACAAGCAGAAAUUUUCUUUGAGGUUUCAGUUGAAGGAAAAAGAUAGCCUUGGAAACAUUUAUGUGACAAUGGUGGCACCAUCUUUCACUACACAUUCUUUUGCUAUGAAUCAGAGGUUGUUGGUUUUGGCUAUGGACGAUAAUGGUGUAGAAAAUGUGGCUGCCGGAAACAACUACAUUGUCCAUGUCAAUACACCGGCAACCCCAGCACUUGCACCACCAGGAUAUUAUCAGUUGUUUGUGAGCCAUGAAAGUAUUCCUAGUAAAGCAACGUGGGUCCACAUCAAGUAGGGGGUUGUUGUGUCUCCUGAAUUUAAAAUUUAUUAUCAUUGUGGUGGUCUUUUCAAGUACAAAAUAUGGAAAAGGUACCAUAUAUUUUGAGUUUUUUUUAUUGUUUUAGCAUUAAGUUUCUGUUUGGUAUGCAAUUUUGAAUUCUAUUAAUAAAAUUGAAUUUAUUUUUAUUCAUGAAA